This is a messenger RNA of Procambarus clarkii (red swamp crayfish), 561 nucleotides long. The record is from RefSeq and is a predicted model, not a curated record. Lineage: Eukaryota; Metazoa; Arthropoda; Malacostraca; Decapoda; Cambaridae.
AUGGUAAACACCGGCGUGUUCACCUUCAACAUGGGCCAGUCCACACACACCGUAUCACCACGAUGUGUCAAUACCCCACCUCCGCUCUCCAGUUUAGUAAGUUUAAUCUGCCGUCUUCCCUUCACACCCCGGCCUCCAGUCUUCCCUCCACACCCCGGCCUCCAGUCUUCCCUCCACACCCCGGCCUCCAGUCUUCCCUUCACACCCCGGCCUCCAGUCUUCCCUUCACACCCCGGCCUCCAGUCUUCCCUCCACACCCCGGCCUCCCGUCUUCCCUCCACACCCCGGCCUCCCGUCUUCCCUCCACACCCCGGCCUCCAGUCUUCCCUUCACACCCCGGCCUCCAGUCUUCCCUUCACACCCCGGCCUCCAGUCUUCCCUCCACACCCCGGCCUCCAGUCUUCCCUUCACACCCCGGCCUCCAGUCUUCCCUUCACACCCCGGCCUCCAGUCUUCCCUUCACACCCCGGCCUCCAGUCUUCCCUCCACACCCCGGCCUCCAGUCUUCCCUCCACACCCCGGCCUCGCGUCUUACUUUACUCUGAUGCUCAUUCCCGUUAG